AAUCUUCUCAAUGUUCAUUCCUUUAAACCAGAGCCAUGUGGUGGUCACAUGGCAGCAUUGUAUAAUGAUAAAAUUUUUUUUGUUGGAGGUUCACGACCUAUACCUACGACCUCAACCGCAUGGAAUAAAACUCAUCAAUUCAAUCUAUCAGACGAAAUGUUCUAUUUAAAUCUUUCAUCAUCAUUUACUGUUAAUUUACCUCUGUUCAUGGAUCUUUCUGCAACUUCACAAUGCAGCAAGAUAGGUGUUGUUUAUAAUCGUAAGGUUAAUGGCAUAAAAGACGUUGCGUAG
This is a messenger RNA of Racocetra persica, 291 nucleotides long. The record is from the annotation of a GenBank genome assembly. NCBI's taxonomy places the organism in Eukaryota, Fungi, Glomeromycota, Glomeromycetes, Diversisporales, Gigasporaceae.